Molecule: messenger RNA, 2631 nt
Organism: Solanum stenotomum
Lineage: Eukaryota; Viridiplantae; Streptophyta; Magnoliopsida; Solanales; Solanaceae
Product: probable inactive receptor kinase At5g67200
Exons: 2
Coding region: 198-2192 (664 amino acids)
Biological process (GO): protein phosphorylation
Molecular function (GO): protein binding; ATP binding; protein kinase activity
Source: RefSeq, a predicted model, not a curated record
AUAUUUGUCAUUUUCUUUCUUCUUCACCCUACCCCUCGUUUUCCCACUUCACUCUUCUCCAUAGUUCCUCACUGUCUCCGAAAAUCCAGUCCAUUUUUCAGACCUCCUUUCACGCACAACAUGACAACAACAAACACUAAACUUGGCCUCUAGUCACUAAACCAAAUCACUCGACAAUUUUAGUUGCAUAACUUGCAAUGUCCCCAUUGAUGCUUCUGCUCUGUUUUCUUCUUCAACUAAUCUACAGUUUCUACUUUUGUUCUUCUUCUUCUGCUGCUGCUACCUCUACCCCUUCUGCUCCAUUCAACUCUUUGCUUCCCUCCGACGCUGUUUCUUUAUUGUCAUUCAAGUCAAAAGCUGACCUUGACAACAAGCUUCAUUACACACUUAACGAGCGUUUUGAUUACUGUCAAUGGCGAGGAGUGAAAUGUGUACAGGGUCGUGUUGUGCGUUUAGUUCUUCAAGGGUUUAGUCUCCGGGGUACUUUUCCGGUGAAUAGUUUAACUCAUCUUGACCAACUCCGAAUCCUUAAUCUUAGGAAUAACUCACUUUCCGGUCCUAUUCCUGAUCUUUCCGGUCUUCCCAACCUCAAAACUCUGUUUCUUGAUCAUAAUUUUUUCUCUGGAACUUUUCCCCUUUCUGUUCUUUCUAUUCACCGUCUUGUUAUUCUUGAUCUUUCUCGGAACAAUCUCACUGGUUCACUCCCUGUUAGGCUUACUGUUCUUGACCGGUUGAACUAUCUGCGGCUUGAUUCCAACUGGUUUAGCGGUUCGAUUCCACCGUUGAACCAGACCCAACUCCAAAUAUUCAAUGUGUCUAAUAAUAACCUCACUGGUCCAGUACCUGUUACUCCUACUCUGAAGAAAUUUAACAUACGCUCGUUCUUACGGAACCCUAGUCUUUGUGGUGAGGUUGUUGAUAAGCCGUGCCGUUCGGCUCCGUUCUUUGAUUCGCCUUCCUCUGCUGCCUCUCCGCCCACACCGCUAUACCAAAACGCACAGUCACAGGGUAUUCUUAUUACUCCACCACCUCAGCACAAGCACAAAAAAGUUGGUGUCGUUUUGGGUUUUGUAGUUGGAACAUUGAUCUUGAUUGCAGCUGUUCUCUGUCUUUUUGCUUUUGUGAAAAAGAGAAGAGAAGAAACUGAAACUGAAUCAAAAGCAACAAAAUGUACCAUUGAGACCAUCACUAAUAGUGCGGCGAACGCAACGGUUUCUGAGCCAGAUGAUAGUAGCCAGGAGAUUAAAUUAGAAAAGGAAAUGAAAGUGCUUCAAGCCCCCAAACAACAGAUGAAGAGUGGAAAUCUUAUAUUUUGUUCAGGGGAAACAGAGUUGUAUUCUUUAGAACAACUAAUGAGAGCAUCAGCAGAGUUGCUUGGAAGAGGCACAAUUGGAACAACGUAUAAAGCUCUGAUGGCUAGUCAGUUAAUCGUUUCAGUGAAGCGAUUGGAUGCUGGUAAAACUUCGAUUACGAGUGCAGAAGCGUUUGAGCAACACAUGGAGUCAGUUGGGAUGUUGAGGCACCCCAAUUUGGUUGCAGUCAGAGCAUACUUUCAGGCUAAACAAGAAAGGCUUGUUAUCUAUGAUUAUCAGCCUAAUGGCAGUCUCUUCAAUCUAAUUCAUGGUUCAAGAUCAACAAGGGCAAAGCCUCUUCACUGGACAUCGUGUCUAAAAAUAGCAGAAGAUGUGGCUCAGGGCCUUGCUUACAUCCAUCAAGCGUCAAAGCUCACUCAUGGCAACUUGAAAUCCUCCAACGUCCUUCUAGGGUCUGAUUUUGAGGCCUGUCUAACAGACUACUCCAUCAUCGCGCUUGCAGAUAUUUCUUCGGAGGAUGAUCCUGAUUCAGCAUUCUAUAAAGCACCAGAAGUGCGCAAAUCAGCACGAAGAGCCACACCAGGGUCUGACGUAUAUGCCUAUGGCAUUCUGUUAUUAGAGCUUUUAACGGGUAAACCUCCAUCUCAGCAUCCCCAUCUCUCUCCCCCUGAUGUGCCAGAUUGGGUUAGAGCUAUGAGGGAGGAUGAUAAUGAGGAGGAUAGAUGGCUUGCAAUGCUAGUUGACCUUGCUAGUAUAUGUAGCUUGACAUCACCAGAACAGAGACCAACAAUGAGGCAAAUCUUGAAAAUGAUACAAGAUAUAAAGGAUAGUGCAAUGGUGGAGAAUAACAAAAGAGAUGCACAUAAUGGAUACUCAUAGCUUCUUCUGAAUUGCAGUUACAUCAUUAACCAGCGAGGGUACAUGGUCAAUUGUAAGUAAGUGUCAUCUCCCCCUUGGCAAAGUGCCAUUGAUCGACAACAUAUCUGUAAUUGAGUUUUGCUCAGAUAGACCAAAUGACUUAUCAUCUAUAAUGGUGCUUGUACCUUUACUACUCAGCAGUAAACACCUAAAACUGACAGGUUAAGGUCUAUCUGCUAGAACAUGGUCAACUUAGUCACUGAAGAUUAUGACACAUUUUGUUCCCCUCGUCGAAAUCCCUCUUUUUUGGUCACACAAACAUAUAGUGCCUAUAUUUUUAGGGCAUAUUGUAGUAGGUGGUUUUGGUUGUGAUUCUUUUUCUAAAGAACUUCAAAAUGUAUUCGCUUUACCUUAAUGGCAGAAGAAUAUUGUAUAAUCUUGAAUGGUAAAGCUAACCCAA